Molecule: messenger RNA, 1854 nt
Organism: Cyphellophora attinorum
Lineage: Eukaryota; Fungi; Ascomycota; Eurotiomycetes; Chaetothyriales; Cyphellophoraceae
Exons: 2
Coding region: 1-1854 (617 amino acids)
Molecular function (GO): actin binding
Source: RefSeq, a predicted model, not a curated record
AUGCCCUCCAUUCUCUCCGACCAUGACAAGGAGACGGUCAAGAGAACCAUCCCAAAGUCGACCAACAAGAUUCAGGCAGUAGCUGUCGCCCGCCUCUACGUUGCUUACCCCGACCGCAACCGAUGGACGUACUCAGGCCUUCAGGGCGCGGCCGUCCUCUCAAACGACCUUGUUGGCAAUACCUUCUGGAUCAAGCUCGUUGACGUCUCGCCAGCGAACCGCGGAGUAAUAUGGGACCAGGAGAUCUACGACAGCUUCACCUACAAUCAAGACCGCACCUUCUUCCACUCCUUCGAGCUCGAGAGCCCACCAUGUCUGGCCGGACUCUCCUUUGUCGACGAGAAGGAAGCAAAGACCUUCAUGAAGAAGAUGAACGAUCGCGAGAAGAAUGCUACCAAGAACACCCAGAAACAGCCCUUCAGCAUGAACGCUGGCGGCGGAGCUAUGGGAAUGCAGAACGGAGGCAGCCACGGUACUCGCAGUCGCGUUGGUAACUUCUUGCGCGGGAACCGACACUCGUCGAAUCCUGCGCCGCCGCAAGCUGUUCCCGCUCCGCAGAUGAACCAAGUACAGCGACCACUGAGUAGCAGCGGCAUCAAUUUGGCCGAUCCGACCUGGCGGCCAAUCUUGAACGAGCUGGUACAGAUGGGUAUCACUGAGGACCAGAUUGAGAAUAACGCCGACUUUAUCAAGUCCUAUAUAAUGCAAAAGCAGGCUGAGGAGAUGGCUAGUGGUAUUGCGUCGGCCAUGCCACAUCAAAGUUCUGGGAGAGCCCCACCUCCGCCGCCACCUGGUCCGCCCAUGUCUAGGACCGAUACAGACUCGAGCAGUAAGAGAGGUCCGGCUCCUGCUCCACCGGCCUCCAGACGACCGCUUGCGGACCGCGGUCCUUCGCCCGAGCAGGAAGACACACCUCCGCGCACUCCCUCACCUGCCGGACCGCCGAAGCCGAAGUUCAGGGCACCCCCACCGCUUGCAGAUGCCGGCAAAUUUGCUGUUGCUCCUGCCCAGCCCGCAGCCAGAGAGGGAGGUCGAUCGCGAGCAACUUCCAACGCAAAUCCGGGUCCACCGCCACCUCCUCGAGCGGCAGCCGCGUCAGCAGAAGAGCGAUCACCUGGCUUCAGCGUACCACCACCUUUCACAGGUGAAAGAACUGCAGCUCCGCUUCCACCACGGCGAGGUGGCGUCCCUCCACCUCCACCACCCAGUCGUCAACCCAUCAGCCAGCAACCUCCCAAGCUUCCACCAAAAGUCCCAGAACGCGAUGUCUCUGCCCCAGUACCUCCACCACCUCCAUCACGGAAUUCGCAGGCGCCACCUCCUCUACCGCCAAGCAACACGCGACACGUUCCCCCUCCUCCAACGCCCAAUAAUGCGUAUAUCCCUCCACCUCCACCCCCGCCUCCGCCAAUCUCAUCGUCUGGAUAUGCUGCUCCUCCUCCACCACCACCAAUGCCAGACAUGGGCGGCCCACCUCCUCCUCCUCCGCCGAUGCCAUCUUCGUCCGGGCCUCCUCCACCACCUCCACCUCCAGGCGGCGCAGCUCCCCCACCCUUACCUUCUGGAGGGGGUGGCGGUCGCGACGACCUCCUCGCCGCAAUUCGCGGCGGUGGUGGCGCAAAAGGUGGCGGCCUGCGGAAAGUCAAGGACAGUGAGAAAAAAGAUCGUUCUGCGGCAGCGGUUCCGGGUGCGGAGCCGGCGAAUCCGUCGACGGGGGUGGAUGCGGCGAGUCCGGGUGGUGCGGGAGGUGAUGGGGGAGGAGGACUAGCGGGUGCGUUGGCGGCGGCGUUGAGCCAGCGGAAGAAGAAGGUCAGCGGUAGUGAUGAUGAGAAGGACGAUGACGAUGAUUGGUAA